Arachis stenosperma is the source of this 4071-nucleotide messenger RNA. RefSeq lists its product as uncharacterized. The transcript is spliced from 2 exons. Lineage: Eukaryota; Viridiplantae; Streptophyta; Magnoliopsida; Fabales; Fabaceae. The record is from RefSeq and is a predicted model, not a curated record. Bases 863 to 3664 code for a protein of 933 amino acids.
GUCAAUGUCCCCUUCUCCUUUGUUGUUAAGCAACGGUUGAAACAUAGUGGAGGCAGUGUUUUCGAUCAAAGGGAGAGAGAGAGAGAGAGAGAGAGAGAGAGAGCACAGAACGGGGGUUAUGCUUUAAUUGAAAUUUCUAUUUUUUCUUUUAAUUCUUACUUUUGUCAUCUUUUUUCUUUUUUAUUUAUUUUCUUUGCUGUUUCCUUCACCUUUUGGAUUUCAAUUUCAAUUUAGAGAAGAAAAUCCAACUGUGGAAGAUACGAACCUACUUAUCAAUUAUCAUACCGCUAUGUUUUAUAUUUACUUCUCUUUAGUAAAAGAGCAUUUCAUGUUUUGAGGCGCUUUGCUUUAAUUAUGCUGCUCUGAAAUUACUGAGAGAGAGAGAGAGAGAGAGAGAGAGAGAGAGAGAGAGAGAGAGUUCCUGGUGGAGUGUCUCUCGCUCCUAAUUGAAGCUCCAAAGUUACUGUUACUUGUCCUAGGAUUCUUCUUCAAACCCAUUUCUCAUUAUUUUUUGGUUGGGGAGAGUUUCUUCUCUUGUAUAUGUGAGAGUUGCUCUGCAAAGUUUUGGGAUCUGGAUUUCUAGGGUUUGAGAGUUAUGAGCUUUUGACUUUUUCUCUCUCCAUCUUCGGCAUCACACUUUCCUUUUGUAUGAAGUUGGGUAUUGAAACCUAUUCCAGGAUUUCGAUCGUUGGGGAAAUCCAGGGUUGUGGUCUUCGUGGAAUUAGGGAGUUUUAGCUUAAUUUGUUACUGGUCGAUGGGCUGAACUUUACUUCUUGUCUGUGUUGUGUUCGUUCAACUGACUCAAUUCAAGCUUCCUGGUUCUCUCAUCUGAAAUUGAUUUUUGAGAGCAGUGGAAGGUAUCAUGCAUCUCUCACUAUGGAAGCCCAUUUCCCACUGUGCUUCUCUGCUCUUGGACAAGAAGAGCAGGAGGAAAGAUGAUGAUUCCGUGGUCGAGAUAAGGAGGAACCCAUCAAUGCUUCAGAAGCUGCAAGAGAACAAGCUUAGGGAAGCUCUUGAAGAAGCUUCUGAAGAUGGAUCACUCUUCAAAUCUCAAGACAUAGAGCCAGAGACUGUUGCCAACCAGGAUGAAAGCCUUGGGAGAUCCCGUUCCCUCGCCAGGCUGCACGCCCAGCGGGAGUUCCUUCGCGCCACUGCCCUUGCCACUGAUCGCACUUAUGAAUCCGAGGAGGAAAUUCCCUCCUUACAAGAAGCAUUUUCGAAGUUCCUCACUAUGUACCCCAAGUACUCAUCGUCAGAGAAAGUUGAUCAGUUGAGGUCUGAUGAGUAUUCACAUUUGGCACCUAAGGUGUGCCUUGAUUACUGUGGCUUUGGUCUCUUCUCUUUUGUUCAGACUAUUCACUACUGGGACUCUUCUACAUUUAGCUUGUCUGAGAUAACUGCAAAUUUGAGUAACCAUGCACUUUAUGGUGGUGCUGACAAAGGAACAGUUGAACAUGAUAUAAAGGUUAGAAUCAUGGAUUAUCUGAAUAUUCCUGAGAAUGAAUAUGGCCUUGUUUUUACUGUUAGUAGAGGGUCAGCUUUUAAAUUGCUGGCUGAAUCAUACCCUUUCCAUACAAACAAGAAAUUGUUGACCAUGUUCGACCAUGAGAGCCAGUCAGUUGCUUGGAUGGCUCAGUGUGCCAGGGAGAAAGGUGCCAAAGUAUGUAGUGCAUGGUUUAAGUGGCCAACCCUCAAACUAUGCUCUACCGAUUUGAGAAAACAGAUUUCUAGCAAAAAGAAGAGGAAGAAGGAUUCAGCUACCGGUCUGUUUGUGUUCCCAGUUCAGUCCAGAGUAACUGGUUCUAAGUAUUCGUACCAAUGGAUGGCCUUGGCACAGCAGAAUAACUGGCAUGUCUUGCUUGAUGCUGGAUCAUUGGGGCCUAAGGACAUGGAUUCACUUGGGUUGUCCCUAUUCCGGCCAGAUUUUAUAGUUACAUCAUUUUACAGGGUGUUUGGGUAUGAUCCAACAGGUUUUGGAUGUCUUCUGAUCAAGAAAUCAGUUAUGGCAAGCCUGCAGAAUCAGUCUGGGAGUACUGGCUCUGGAAUGGUUAAGAUUACUCCCGAAUUUCCAAUAUAUUUGGGUGAUUCAGUUGAUGGAUUGGAUGGAUUGGCUGGUAUUGAGGAUGAGGAAGUCAUUGCUGCUGGUGAUAAGACUUCUGAAACUCGUCAGGGCUCUCAAUUACCUGCCUUUUCUGGUGCAUUUACGUCUGCUCAGGUCAGAGAUGUAUUUGAGACUGAAAUGGAUCAAGACAGCUCGGAAAGAGAUGGAACUAGCACUAUAUUUGAAGAGACUGAAAGCAUAUCUGUUGGGGAGGUGAUGAAGAGUCCUGUCUUCAGUGAGGAUGAGUCAUCGGAAAAUUCAUUUUGGAUUGAUUUGGGUCAGAGUCCAGUUGGGUCUGAUGGUGUUGGUCAUUUAAAUAAACCGAGGAUGUCUUCUCCCUUACCAUCCAUGUGGUUUAAUGGGAGGAAGGCCCAGAAGCAACAUUCUCCAAAACCAACAUCCAAGAAAUAUGGAAGUCCUAUGUAUGAUGACAGAGAGGUAAAUCUAGGUCUUCAUGAUGAUCGCCAUGUAUUGUCAUUUGAUGCUGCUGUCCUAAUGUCACAAGAGCUAGACCGGGUCAAAGAAGUUCCGGAAGAAGAGCAGGAUGAAUCUAGUCACUAUUCUAGAAAUGGUAAUUCAUCAGACCAUUUAGAAGCCAAUGGAAUAUUGGAAGAACCUGGAACCAGUGAAGCAGCUCAAAAUGGAUCUGUUGCUUUGAAAGGAUCCUGGCUCAAUCAGCAUCAAAGCUUCGAGAACAGCUCUACGUCUGAAAUAUGUGCUGAUGUUAAAGAAAGUGCCAUAAGAAGGGAAACUGAAGGUGAAUUCAGGUUAUUGGGUAGGAGAGAAGGGAAUCGGUAUGGUGGUGGCAGGUUUUUUGGUUUGGAAGAGAAUGAACAUACCAGCAGGGGAAGAAGAGUAUCAUUUAGCAUGGAGGAUAAUCGUAAAGAGUACCUAAACCAGACCCUAGAGCCAGGGGACAUAUCUGCAGCUAGCUUGGAUGAUGAAGAGGCUGUCACAAGUGAUGGAGAGUAUGGUGAUGAGGAGGGUUGGGGCAGGAGGGAACCAGAGAUAGUAUGCCGGCAUAUAGAUCAUGUUAAUAUGCUUGGUCUCAACAAAACUACAUCCAGGCUUCGGUUUUUGAUAAAUUGGCUUGUGACCUCCUUAUUGCAGCUAAAGUUACCUGUUUCUGAUGGGGAUGAAAAAGUGAAUCUUGUCCACAUCUAUGGCCCUAAAAUAAAAUAUGAGAGGGGUGCAGCUGUGGCUUUCAAUGUCAGAGACAGAAGCAAGGGGCUGAUCAAUCCAGAGAUUGUCCAAAAGCUUGCUGAGAAUGAAGGGAUCUCUCUUGGUAUUGGUUUUCUCAGUCAUAUAAGGAUCCUUGAUGGCUCAAGACAGCAGCGGGUAUCCCUGAAUCUUGAAGAUACAACUCUUUGCAGGCCGAUGGAGAAUGGUCGACGUGAUGGAAAAGGCAGCUUUGUAAGGCUUGAAGUUGUGACAGCUUCACUGGGCUUUUUAACCAACUUUGAAGAUGUGUAUAAAUUGUGGGCUUUUGUGGCUAAGUUUCUUAACCCGGCAUUUAUCAGGGAAGGUGGUCUUCCAACUGUUGAAGAAGGGUAUGAGACAUAAGUUAGCAGUGACUUUAUCAGAUUCAGGAAACUGAAAUUGAACCUGAAACAUCUUUUAUUUGAAGAUCCCAACCGGGAGCAGCAGCUGGAAAAAUGAAUGUGAUCAUUUGUAUGCUCUGUCAAAAUGGACAGAUGUUCAUCUCUGCGUCGAAGUCAGAUGUGGCAAGCAGGUGGAUUUCUUGAUUUAUGUUUCUUGUUGCUUAGAUUUUUCAUUUUUCUGUCCCCUUUUUUUUAGCUUCUUGUAGAGUUGGCCUUAUCAGAUUUGUUACAUAUUGGGGAGCCAUGGUGUUGUUUGAAGCAAUAUUUUAUGGGUAGAAUCUCUAUUGUUUAAAAACUGUUCUUCUGUUGCAUACUCAACUUUUGUAAAAAGGGUAGUGUUCAUUUUAUGCUAUAGUUACAGAUCAUCAA